Messenger RNA from Chrysoperla carnea, 1566 nucleotides. It is a transcript of the gene spz4, whose product is annotated as protein spaetzle 4. Gene Ontology annotation, molecular function: Toll binding; growth factor activity. Gene Ontology annotation, cellular component: extracellular region. Gene Ontology annotation, biological process: innate immune response; regulation of Toll signaling pathway; central nervous system formation. The coding region runs from base 1 to 1545 and encodes 514 amino acids. The record is from RefSeq and is a predicted model, not a curated record. The transcript has 3 exons. NCBI's taxonomy places the organism in Eukaryota, Metazoa, Arthropoda, Insecta, Neuroptera, Chrysopidae.
AUGGUGACGCUAGCCUUACUAAAUGUAAGUGGUAUAUUUGGCUCAGAAUAUGGAUAUGAUUCAGCUUCCGCUUGCGGACGUGAAUUACGGCAACAACGUGCUCGUGAAUUACCAUGUGAUUUUAGUAAAGAAAAUUGGUGUGAUGUCCCGGGCAAAUCAUAUCCUUGGCAAGCUGUACGACGCUUUGUUAAAGAAAAUCAUGGUCUAAUGCGUCGUAUGUAUGGAGAUUAUGGUCAUUAUUCUGUAUUAUCAACUGAAUUCCAUCAAAAUAACGAUGAUAUUACGCGACUACACUUUACCGAAAGCUUUCGACAUUUUCGAGGUGAUAAUAAACGUGUCAACUCACCUAAAUCCAAUCCGAAAAGUUUUUAUUCCGAUGUAAUCGAUGCAAAUAUCUAUUUAGCUGAUGAUGAAAAUGAAUUUGAUUUAGAUGACGAAGAUUUUGAACCUAGAUAUCCUAGAAACCGGCGAGGAAGGUAUCUUCGACAAGAUGAUGUACUAUUGAAUACGAAAUUCACAUUCGCUGAUGCAGAAUUUCGUCCAAAUGAUUUAUUUGCUCAUUUACGACAGAGCACAACUUUGAAACCGGUUCGAACACCUUUAAUUAAAUUCCCCGAUGCCUUAGAUUCGCAAAAACAUGUUGGACCAGACCCAGUAGUCCAAGAAAUGCUGAGUAACGAUCUAGAUUCAAAUGGAGGAAUUUUUAAUAUCAACAAUUAUACAAUUAUAAUUUUGGAAUCGGCGAAUGUAUCAACGCCGAUAAACCAAACAGGUGUACUUAAUAACGUAACGUCGACAGAAGAAUCAGUGGUUACUACAUCGACGGAAAAUACAACGGUAUCAGAGGAAAUAACAACUGAGUAUAUAACUACUGUAGAAGAUAUUACAAGCACAGAAAAUCUGGAAGAAAAUACAACGAUAAAAUUGAAUCCUGAUGAAAUACAUGUAUCGUCAACUUCGAUUGAUUAUCAAGAAGAUACUAAACAAGCUCAGCCAAAUCUGCAAAGUGGAAAUUCUGCAGAUGACAUGGAAACGAGCCAAUUGUUUCAAGAUACCGUUGCCGAUCAAGAAUUUUCUGAUAGUGAACCAGCGCCUGUUAAAUUAAAAGGAGUGAAUGCUUGCCCGGUAAAAGAAGAAGUGGUUGCACCAUUUUGGGCAAAUAAUACACGUGGUGAAGUGUUAGCAUUAUUAAAUUUAUACCCAUUCGAACAAUACGUACAUUGGGAAAAAUGUAGUUUCGAACAUCGACAGAUGUACUGUCGUGAAGGUUGCCGCUGUGAACAACAGUAUCGUCUCCAUCGGUUACUUGCAUACGAUCCAAGUAAUGAGUGUCGUGGUAUAUUUUCCGAUUGGUUUCGAUUUCCCUCAUGUUGUGUAUGUAAGUGCUACGAUUUACCAACUGAAUUUCGUGUAACAUCACGAAGUCCACGUGAUCGUGCCAUACCAGCACAGAAACCACAACGACAAGCUAAAAUUGAUCCAGAAUGGUAUCGACCUUCCACAGCAUCACAAACUCUUAAUAAUGACGAUGGAAGUAUCUUGUAGGAAAAUUUUAUAAAAAUUUGU